UCGUAUAAACGAAACCUGUUAAUAUGCCAUAUGAAACAAGUAUUUUCUCCUGACUUCUGACCCCAAUCGCUAAAACCAUUCACGCACCCCCUUCUUGUUCCCUCUCUGGCCCGCUUAGCGCUCCGGCGACACUAUUAGCCACCUUCACUGUCAGAGUCACUGCUUACAUAAAGCCGUCGCUCUCUGCUUUUCUCUCUCGUCGCUAUUUGUUCACUUCCAUAGACCCUUCUUGUGCACUCGCCAUUUCUCCACCUCGCCACACCAGCGUUGCUUUUAACAGUCUCACCGCAAGCCGCUUACUCCGCCAUUUACACGACAGUACUAUCGUCUCUCCUUCUUCGAAAGGAGUGUGAUGAAUGUUGCUGCCUUAUGUUAUAAGGUCCCUCAUUCUCUUACUACUGGAGCUAUGGCUUCUUCCAGUAGACUGCUAAUGGUCUAUCAGUGUCCGGGUGUACAUCAAAGGCCUCAUACAGAAAAGUUACCAAAACAAUCUCUGAGUCUGAGCAUCAUCUGUUGGAAGCAGAGGCAGAAAAGUGAUCGGUCAGUGAAUGAGGAGAGAUUUUCAUCAAAAAAGUCUUAUCGAUCAGUGAAAAAGGAGGUACUUCCACAGAAUGUGGAUCUUCCACCUGUAUUACCCAAAAAAAAGAAAAAACCCUAUCCAAUCCCAAUAACAGAAAUCCAGCGGAUGGCACGGGCCGACAAGAAACUUGCUCAAAUGGGUAUAGAAAAGGCACUUGAACCUCCUAAGAAUGGUAUACUAGUCCCUGAACUGAUUCCUGUUGCACAUGAAGUUCUGAAUGCAUGGGAGGGAUUGAUUAGAGGUCUUGCACAACUCUUGCAUGUAAUUCCAGUCUAUGCUUGUAGUGAGUGCUCUGAGGUUCAUGUUGCUGAGACUGGGCAUCAAAUACGAAACUGCCGGGGCUCAAGCAGCAAUAAGCGUCAAGGGCUCCACUUAUGGGUCAAGGGAUCAAUCAAUGAUGUGAUUAUCCCUACCGAGUCAUACCAUCUCUAUGACCCUUUUGGUCGACGAAUUAAGCAUGAAACUAGGUUCGAUUAUGAUCGGAUCCCUGCCAUUGUUGAACUCUGUAUUCAAGCUGGUGUUGAUAUACCAGGUUACCCAUCACGCCGGAGAACCAAACCUAUUCGAAUGAUUGGGAAGAAAAUUAUUGACCGAGGUGGGUACCUUGAGGAUCCUACACCUAAACCUAGAGAUUCCUCAGCACUCCUAAGCUAUGAUACACACGGUGCUUUGUUGAGGUUUCCACCUCCACCACCCUCAGAUCUGUCUAGGGUUGCUCAAGAAACAAUGAACGCAUAUGAAACUGUUGCAAAGGGUGUGAGAAAGUUGAUGACGAAGUAUUCUGUCAAAGCAUGUGGAUAUUGCCCUGAAGUUCACGUGGGUCCAUGGGGUCAUAAUGCGAAGCUCUGUGGGGAAUUUAAGCACCAGUGGAGGGAUGGGAAGCAUGGUUGGCAAGAUGCAAUUAUUGAUGAAUUAUUCCCGCCAAAUUAUGUCUGGCAUGUUCGAGAUCCUGGAGGACCCCCAAUGAGGACUGAGCUCAAGCGAUUUUAUGGGAAGGCUCCUGCUGUUGUUGAAGUGUGUCAGCAAGCUGGUGCCGUGGUCCCUAAGAGGUAUGAACCCAUGAUGAGGCUUGAUAUUGUGCUUCCUGACAGUGAGGAAGCUCGCUUGGUUGCCUGAUAUGACAGUGGAGGUCUUGUAUAAGUAGGCACUGUAGCAGAGGAGGGCUUGUAAAACUAUCGAUUAUAGUAUGGUGGAUUUGUAAAUAUGUGUAUCAAAUUUAGGACUCAUCCAAUGUUAAAACAAUUAAUUUUUUUAUAAUAUAUGUUAAAUAUUGUAAAUUGUUAAGAGUUGAUAUAUUCCACUAGUAAGUACUUGUAUUU
This is a messenger RNA of Chenopodium quinoa (quinoa), 1899 nucleotides long. RefSeq names its product APO protein 1, chloroplastic-like. Lineage: Eukaryota; Viridiplantae; Streptophyta; Magnoliopsida; Caryophyllales; Amaranthaceae. The record is from RefSeq and is a predicted model, not a curated record. The coding region runs from base 353 to 1696 and encodes 447 amino acids. The transcript has 4 exons. Gene Ontology annotation, molecular function: RNA binding.